CGGUUUAUAUUUUAUUAAAAUUUCGUGGUAGUCGUUGAGCAGUGGUCUUUUUGAACAGUUGUGCUACUAUACGGACUGCAAGGACUCUAACGGUGAAAAAAAAUGUCCAAGCAGCCAAAACUCCCUUCCACCAAAGGAUUACUGACGGCGUUCGAGAACGCCAACGCAAGCCUGCUGGCUACGGCCCUUAUAUCGGUUCCUCUGGGCAGCGCCAAAACCGAACUACCCCACGAUUCCGACGAGGACCUUUCCGAUUUUUCCUCCAACGAAAGUGACGGCCUCGAGGACGACUCACCACCUAUCUCCGACGAGAAAAAAAAGGAAGAACCUCCGACGUGUCACAAAGCGGGGGGCUCGUCUUCGCUGGCGGUCGUUCCGGCUCUACCGCCGGUGCUGAAUCUGGCCGGAACCAAGCUGGGCAUCGGCGGUGGCACCGUCGUCCGGAAGAUGUUCACCAACACCCGCGAGCGAUGGCGCCAGCAGAACGUGUCCGGAGCGUUUGCCGAACUCCGCAAGCUGGUCCCGACCCAUCCGCCGGACAAGAAGCUGUCCAAGAACGAGAUUCUCCGAAUGGCCAUCAGGUACAUCCGGCUGCUGAGUAACGUCCUGGAGUGGCAGAAGAAGCAGGAAGUGCUGGAGCAAUCUGGCGCACCGGAAAGACCGUCGGAAUCGCUGGCCAAGCCAAACGGAUUCCACGGAAAACCUCCAACUCAAUACCACCGUGGGAAUAAUGAAAAUCACUUUACCGGGAACUUCCGUGAUAACGGGAACAACCUUCUUAUGGUCGUUCCGAAACCCUUCAGCAAACUUCACUUCCCACAAAAAUGCUCAUCGGAACUGGCCGGACCAGGUUACCGUCCGAUCAAAACGGAAUCCUUCCUAAAUCUGGAACCGACGACCAUCGAGCGGAUCAAACUGGUCAGCAAGCUGUGUCCGACUGGGCGGAUUGGCAAAACCGGAAGCAGCUUGAGGAAUCGUCGGAAGGCCAACCCGUUGUGUGCCAUCGGCGAUGGGGGGUUGAAGGGAGAACUGGCCGGAAUCAAUGGCGUGACGACGGUUGAAUGUGAGAUCAAGCGGGAAGUUAAUUCGUCGUGCAGUAAUGAGUUUCCGCCGGAAAUGGACGUUCAAGGCGUCAAGUUUGAACCGACGGCAGGUGGAAAGAAAAGAGCGUCUGAAAGGGGCGAACGGUUUGAAGAUGAGAAGAAAUCAAAGUAUUAGAAUAAAAGUGUCGUAAACGUUGUAAUCUGGUAUCGUGAACAUAAUUGAAUUGAUCAUUACAUGGAAUAUCUGCACGGGAGACAAUAAAUCGCUACUAAAUAAAAAAAA
Molecule: messenger RNA, 1326 nt
Organism: Culex quinquefasciatus (southern house mosquito)
Lineage: Eukaryota; Metazoa; Arthropoda; Insecta; Diptera; Culicidae
Gene: HLH3B
Product: protein atonal homolog 1
Exons: 1
Coding region: 103-1218 (371 amino acids)
Biological process (GO): regulation of transcription by RNA polymerase II
Molecular function (GO): RNA polymerase II cis-regulatory region sequence-specific DNA binding; DNA-binding transcription factor activity, RNA polymerase II-specific; protein dimerization activity
Source: RefSeq, a predicted model, not a curated record